CUGCUCUGGCCACAGCCUGCCAACUGUCACAGGCUUCUCCGGCGCAGACAUACACUCGCCUGCCUCUCGGCACAAAGACAGCGCUGUGCUUGUGGCCAGCCCGCUGCUCCUGACUUCCAGGUACUUUAACCCAUGGAGCUGGUUCCCUCAAGGAUCUAGGCUUUCCCCCUGGGAAAGACAAUAAUUUCUUCGAGAAGAUAAGGAACAACUGAUUUGAAUUCUACCCUGUGCUUCCAAGCUUCCAAUUUGAGCCUGAAAGUGAAAAACCCUAAGGCUCCAGCAGCAUCCAGCCAACACUCCUCACCAUGGGGGCCACAACUAGGCUGUUGGUGGGGAUCUUCAUAGCUUUGCUUGCUCUCCCCACCAAAGGUGGGGUCCUUAAGAAAGUCAUCCGGCACAAACGACAAAGUGGGGUGAACCUCACCCUGCCAGAGGAGAACCAACCAGUGGUGUUUAACCAUGUCUACAAUAUCAAGCUGCCCAUGGGGUCUCAGUGUUCAGUGGAUUUAGAAUCAGCCGGUGUGGAGAAAGAUCUGGCCCCACAGUCAGAGCCCAGCGAAAGCUUCCAGGAGCAGACGGUAGACGGGGAAAACCAGAUCGUCUUCACACACCGCAUCAAUAUCCCUCGCCGAGCCUGUGGCUGUGCUGCCGCCCCUGAUAUCAAGGAGCUCCUGAGCAGGCUAGAGGAGCUGGAGAGCCUGGUCUCUUCCUUGCGGGAGCAGUGUACCACGGGAGCAAGCUGCUGUCCUCAGUCUGCCGAAGGCCGCCUGGAUACCAGGCCCUUCUGCAGUGGCCGUGGGAACUUCAGCACCGAAGGAUGUGGCUGCGUGUGUGAACCUGGCUGGAAAGGCCCCAACUGCUCUGAGCCCGAAUGCCCAGGCAACUGUCACCUGCGAGGCCAGUGCAUUGAGGGGCAGUGCGUCUGCCCUGAGGGCUUCACCGGAGAGGACUGCAGCCAGCUGGCCUGUCCCAGCGACUGCAACGACCAGGGCAAGUGUGUAAACGGCGUCUGUGUCUGUUUCGAAGGCUAUGCGGGGGCUGACUGCAGCCAGGAGGUCUGCCCUGUGCCCUGCAGCAAGGAGCACGGCAGGUGUGUGGACGGACGGUGUGUGUGCAAGGACGGCUUUGCCGGCGACGACUGCAACGAGCCCCUCUGCCUCAACAACUGCUACAACCGUGGGCGGUGCGUGGAGAACGAGUGUGUGUGCGAUGAGGGCUUCACGGGCCAGGACUGCAGCGAGCUCACCUGCCCUAGGGACUGCUUCGACCGGGGCCGCUGCCUCAACGGCACCUGCUCCUGCGAAGAAGGCUUCACCGGGGAAGACUGCGGCCAGCUCACCUGCCCGAAUGCCUGCCGUGGCCAGGGCCGGUGCGAGGAGGGCCAGUGCGUGUGUGACGAGGGCUUCGCAGGGGCGGACUGCAGUGAGAAGCGGUGUCCUGCAGACUGUCACAACCACGGCCGCUGCGUCGCCGGGCAGUGUGAGUGUGACGAUGGCUUCACGGGACCCGAGUGUGGAGAGCUCAAGUGCCCCAACGACUGUAGCCAUCACGGCCGCUGCGUCAACGGGCAAUGCGUGUGUGACGAGGGCUACACCGGGGAGGACUGCAGCCAGAGGCGCUGCCCCAACGACUGCAACAGCCGGGGUCGCUGUGUCCAGGGCAAGUGUGAGUGCGAGCAAGGCUUCCAGGGCUACGACUGCGGUGAAAUGAGCUGCCCCAGUGACUGUCACCAGCGUGGGCACUGUGUGAAUGGCAUGUGUGUCUGUGACGACGGUUACACGGGUGAGGACUGCCGGGACCUGCGAUGCCCCAAGGACUGUAGCAACCGGGGCCACUGUGUGGACGGGCAGUGUGUGUGCGAGGACGGCUUCACCGGCCCUGACUGUGCAGAACUCUCCUGUCUGAAUGACUGCCACCAGCAGGGCCGCUGUGUGAAUGGGCAGUGCGUGUGCCACGAAGGUUUCAUGGGCAGAGACUGCAAGGAGCAAAGGUGCCCCGAUGACUGCAAUGGUCGGGGCCGCUGCGUGGAUGGCCAGUGCAUCUGCCACGAGGGCUUCACAGGCCUGGACUGUGGGCAGCGCUCCUGCCCCAAUGACUGCAGCAACUGGGGAGAGUGUGUCUCAGGCCGCUGCAUCUGCAAUGAAGGCCAUGCCGGGGAAGACUGUUCUGAGGUGUCCCCUCCCAAAGACCUCGUCGUGACAGAAGUAACAGAAGAGACAGUGAACCUGGCCUGGGACAAUGAGAUGCGAGUCACAGAGUAUCUCAUCAUGUACACGCCUACCCACGCAGGUGGCCUAGAAAUGCAGUUCCGAGUCCCCGGAAAUAAGACAUCCGCCACCAUCCGGGAGUUGGAGCCUGGUGUGGAAUACCUCAUCCGUGUGUUCGCCAUCCUGGAAAACAAGAGAAGUAUUCCCGUCAGCGCCAGGGUGGCCACUUACUUGCCUACACCUGAAGGCUUAAAAUUCAAGUCCAUCAAGGAGACAUCUGUGGAAGUAGAGUGGGAUCCUCUGGACAUUGCUUUUGAAACCUGGGAGAUCAUCUUCCGGAAUAUGAAUAAAGAAGAUGAGGGAGAGAUCACAAAAAGCCUGAGGAGGCCAGAGACCACAUAUCAGCAAACUGGCCUAGCUCCUGGGCAAGAGUAUGAGAUAUCACUGCACAUCGUGAAAAACAACACCCGAGGUCCUGGUCUGAAAAGGGUGACAACCACCCGCUUGGAUGCCCCCAGCCAAGUCGAGGUGAAAGACGUCACAGACACCACUGCUCUGAUCACCUGGUUCAAGCCCCUGGCUGAGAUUGAUGGCAUCGAGCUCUCCUAUGGGAUCAAAGACGUGCGGGGUGACCGCACCACCAUCGACCUCAUGCCUGAUGAGAACCAGUACUCCAUCGGGAAGCUAAAGCCAGACACUGAGUACGAGGUGUCCCUCAUUUCCCGCAGGGGUGACAUGUCAAGCAACCCAGCCAGAGAGACCCUCACUACAGGCCUGGAUGCUCCCAGGAAUCUCAGACGCAUCUCCCAGACAGACAACAGCAUCACCCUGGAAUGGAGGAACGGCAAGGCUGCCAUCGACAACUAUAGAAUUAAGUACGCACCCAUCUCCGGAGGUGACCACGCAGAGGUUGACGUCCCGAAGAGCCAACAAGCCACAACCAAAACCACGCUCACAGGUCUGAGGCCAGGAACUGAAUAUGGAAUUGGAGUGUCCGCUGUGAAGGAGGACAAGGAGAGCAACCCAGCCACCAUCAAUGCGGCCACAGAGAUAGAUGCUCCCAAGGACCUCCGGGUGUCAGAAACUACGGAAACCACCCUGAAUCUGCUCUGGAAGACACCCCUGGCCAAGUUUGACCAUUACCGCCUCAACUACAGCCUCCCCAUGGGGCAGCAGAUGCAGGUGCAGCUUCCCAGAGACACCACCUCCCACGUUCUGAGAGGCCUGGAGCCUGGACAGGAAUACACCAUCAUCCUUACGGCAGAGAAAGGAAGACACAAGAGCAAACCCGCGCGGGUAAAGGCAUCCACCGAACAAGCCCCUGAACUGGGAAGCUUCACAGUGACUGAGGUUGGCUGGGAUGGCCUCCAACUCAACUGGACCGCAGCCGACCAGGCCUAUGAGCACUUUGUCAUUCAGGUGCAGGAAGCUAACAAGGUGGAGGCAGCUCAGAACCUCACGGUGCCUGGUAGCCUGAGGGCUGCGUACAUCCCAGGUCUCAAGGCUGCCACCCCCUAUACAGUCACCAUCUAUGGGGUGAUUCGGGGCUAUAGAACACCAGCACUCUCUGCCGAGGCCUCCACAGGGGACACUCCCAAGUUGGGAGAGGUAGCAGUGACCGAGGUGGGCUGGGAUGCCCUCAAGCUCAACUGGACCGCUCCAGAAGGGGCCUAUGAGCUCUUUUUCAUUCAGGUGCAGGAGACAGACACAUUAGAGGCAGCCCACAACCUAACAGUCCCGGGAGGACUGAGGUCCGUGGACCUCACUGGGCUCAAAGCAGACACUCAUUAUAGCAUCACCAUCCGUGGGGUCACUCAGGACUACAGCACAACCCCUGUCUCUGUUGAAGUCUUGACAGAGGAGGUUCCAGAUGUGGGAAACCUAACAGUGACCGAAGUUAGCUGGGAUACCCUCAGACUGGACUGGACUGCCCCACAUGGAACCUAUGAACAGUUUGUCAUUCAGGUCCAGGAGGCUGACCGGGCAGAAGAGGCUCGCAAUCUUACAGUUCCUGGCAGCCUGCGUUUGGUGGAAAUCCCAGGCCUUAGGGCUGGUACUUCUUACACAAUCACUCUGCAAGGUGUGGUGAGGGGCCGCAGCACUCGACCCCUUGCUGUGGAAGUCAUCACAGAGGAACUCCCCCAGCUGGGAGAGUUGGCCGUGACUGAGGUUGGCUGGGAUGGCCUCCAACUCAACUGGACCGCAGCCGACCAGGCCUAUGAGCACUUUGUUAUUCAGGUGCAGGAGGCUAACAAGGUGGAGGCAGCUCAGAACCUCACGGUGCCUGGUAGCCUGAGGGCUGUGUACAUCCCAGGUCUCAAGGCUGCCACCCCCUAUAGAGUCACCAUCUAUGGGGUGACUCGGGGCUAUAGAACACCAGCACUCUCUGCCGAGGCCUCCACAGCCAAGGAACCUGAAAUUGGAAACUUAAAUGUUUCUGACAUAACUCCUGAGAGCUUCAAUCUCUCCUGGACAGCUACUGAUGGGGUCUUCGAGACCUUUACCAUUGAAAUUAUUGAUUCCAAUAGGUUGCUGGAGACGGUGGAAUAUAAUAUCUCUGGUGCUGAACGAACCACCCAUAUCUCAGGGCUCCCCUCUAGUACUGAUUUUAUUGUCUACCUCUCUGGACUUGCUCCCAGCAUCCGGACCAAAACCAUCAGUACCACAGCCACAACAGAGCCAGAGCCACAGUUGGGCACUCUAAUCCUUAGCAACGUUACUCCCAACAGCUUCAACGUGUCAUGGACCACGAAAGCUGGGCCUUUUGCAAAGAUUGUUAUCAAUGUUAGUGAUUCUCACUCGCUGCUUGAGUCUCAGCAACUCACAGUCUCAGGAGAUGCACGACAUGUUCACGUCAUGGGCUUGGUGGAGAACACUGGCUAUGAUGUUAGCGUGGCAGGGAGCACCUGGGCUGGGCACACCACCAGGCCCCUCGCUGCCUUUGUCAUGACAGAAGCCGAGCCAGAAGUUGACAACCUUCUGGUUUCAGAUGCCACCCCAGAUGGUUUCCGUCUGUCCUGGACAGCUGAUGAUGGAGUCUUCGACACUUUUGUUCUCAAAAUCAGAGAUACCAAAAAGCAAUCUGAGCCACUGGAAAUAACCCUCCUUGCCCCUGAACGUACCAGGGACAUAACUGGUCUCAGAGAGGCCACUGAAUAUGAAAUUGAACUCUAUGGAAUAAGCAGUGGAAGGCGAUCCCAGCCAGUCAAUGCUAUAGCAACAACAGCCAUGGGCUCCCCGAAGGAAAUCAUUUUCUCAGACAUCACUGAAAACUCAGCCACCGUCAGCUGGAAGGCACCCACUGCCCAGGUGGAGAGCUUCCGGAUUACCUAUGUGCCCAUUGCCGGAGGUACACCCUCGGUGGUCACUGUGGAUGGAACCCAGACUCAGACCCGGCUGGUGAAACUCAUUCCUGGAGUGGAGUACCUUGUCAACGUCAUCGCCAUGAAGGGGUUUGAGGAAAGCGACCCCAUCUCAGGAUCACUCACUACAGCUCUGGAUGGUCCAUCUGGCCUGGUGACGGCCAACAUCACCGACUCAGAAGCGUUGGCCAUGUGGCAGCCAGCCAUUGCUACCGUGGACAGUUACGUCAUCUCCUACACAGGGGACAGAGUGCCAGAAAUUACACGCACGGUGUCCGGGAACACAGUGGAGUACGCUCUGACCGACCUCCAGCCUGCCACGGACUACACACUGAGAAUCUUUGCAGAGAAAGGGCCCCAGAAGAGCUCAGUCAUCACUACCAAGUUCACAACAGACCUCGAUUCUCCAAGAGACUUGACCGCUACUGAGGUUCAGUCAGAAACUGCCCUCCUCACCUGGCGACGCCCACGGGCACCUGUAACUGGCUACCUCCUGGUCUAUGAAUCUGUGGACGGGACAGUCAAGGAAGUAAUUUUGGGUCCAGACACCACCUCCUACAACCUGGCAGAGCUGAGCCCAUCCACCCACUACACGGCCAAGAUCCAGGCAUUGAAUGGGCCCCUGAGGAGCAAGGUGAUCCAGACCAUCUUCACCACAACUGGACUCCUGUACCCAUUCCCCAAGGACUGCUCCCAAGCAAUGCUAAAUGGAGACACGACCUCUGGCCUCUACACAAUUUAUCUGAAUGGCGAUAAGGCCCAGCCCCUGCAAGUCUACUGUGACAUGACCUCUGACGGGGGUGGAUGGAUUGUGUUCCUGAGACGCAGCAAUGGACGCGAGGAUUUCUAUCGAAACUGGAAGGCAUAUGCUGCUGGAUUUGGGGACCACAGAGAUGAAUUCUGGUUGGGGCUGGACAACCUGAGCAAAAUCACAGCCCAGGGGCAGUACGAACUCCGGGUGGACCUGCGGGACCACGGAGAGACAGCCUACGCCGUCUACGACAGGUUCAGCGUGGGAGAUGCCAGGUCGCGCUACAAGCUGAAGGUGGAAGGGUACAGCGGGACAGCAGGUGACUCCAUGGCCUACCAUAAUGGCAGAUCCUUCUCCACCUUCGACAAAGACACAGACUCAGCCAUCACCAACUGUGCCUUGUCCUACAAAGGAGCUUUCUGGUAUAAGAACUGUCACCGCGUCAACCUGAUGGGCAGAUAUGGGGACAACAACCACAGUCAGGGCGUUAAUUGGUUCCACUGGAAAGGCCAUGAACACUCAAUCCAGUUUGCUGAGAUGAAGCUGAGACCCAGCAACUUCAGAAAUCUUGAAGGCAGGCGCAAGCGGGCAUAAAUUCCAGGGACAACUGGGUAAGGGAGGAGUAAGGCCCAGAGAAAGGAAAGAAUUUUACCAAAGCAUCAAUACAACCAGUCCAACAAUCAAGCCACACCUGGGCAUUUGGCAAGAGCAAAGUUGACCAUGCACCAUCAGGGCCAACAGUAGCAACAGUGGCCCAACCACUCGGCAAUUACUUCCUUGGCACCAAAGACAACAGUCUCAAUAGGUUUCUGUUUUGAUUCAGCAAAAAUCUUCUAGCGACGGCAUCACAAUGAUUUUUACUUCUCUUGGGUGGCUCUGGGAAUGGGAGAGGGGUAGGCUGUAUGUUGGUAGUUUGUUUUAGAACCAGCCAUAUCUUACACAAAGCUGUAUAAUUAAUGAUCAUUAUUUUUGGUAGCAACGUUUUAAAUGUGUGUCAUUGGAAGACGUCCCUUUUUUACAUUUCAUACAACGGAAACCAGAAAAACCAACACCGUUUUGAUUUUAAGGACAUGAUUAAUAUUAUUAAUAUAAUAAUAAUGGUGAUGAUGAAAACUAAGGAUUUUAAAAGAGAUCUCCUUUCCAAAACACAGCUGGACAGUACCUGACUGUAUUUUUUUUUUUUUUUAAUAAAAGCACAAGUACUUUUAAGUUCGA
This is a messenger RNA of Loxodonta africana (African savanna elephant), 7535 nucleotides long. RefSeq names its product tenascin C (gene TNC). Bases 306 to 6914 code for a protein of 2202 amino acids. The transcript has 28 exons. Gene Ontology annotation, biological process: regulation of cell adhesion. The record is from RefSeq and is a predicted model, not a curated record. Gene Ontology annotation, cellular component: perisynaptic extracellular matrix; extracellular region. Gene Ontology annotation, molecular function: protein binding. Lineage: Eukaryota; Metazoa; Chordata; Mammalia; Proboscidea; Elephantidae.